UUGUACCACACACUGACUGUACGCCUCCUGCUCCCGCGGACGCCCGGGGUGACCGAGGGCACUCCGGUUCACCACGUCAGAGUCACAGGGAUCACCGGAGUCUGAGCAAAGUGCACGGGGAGAGGCCAGAGCUCCGCUGUCUGCUCAUGGUCGCGGACGGUCGCUGACACGCGCCAUGAUGGGGGAAAGUUGUGGUAAAAUCCCGGGACACUUGUGGCUGCUUUGGCCCGCUGGCAUCGUGUGUUUUCUGUCUGUCUGGAUCUCACCUGCGCUAUCACAUCCACAGUGUUUGGAUUUCAAGCCGCCGUUUCGCCCGCUGAAGGAGCUGGAGUUUUGCGUAAUGUACAAGGACUUUGGCUGCUGUGAUUAUCAGAAAGACCAGGACCUAAUGGCCAAAUAUUACAGGAUCAUGAACAAUUUUGAAUACGAUGAUUACGCCGCUUGUGCAGGAUUUGUGCAGGAGCUGUUGUGCCAGGAAUGCUCUCCAUACGCUGCCCACCUCUAUGACGCAGAGGACCCCAACACCCCGGUCCGCUCCAUCCCCGGCCUUUGCCCCGACUACUGCACCCAGUUUUGGGGUAAAUGCAACUCCACCAUCCCUUACCUCUCGGAUGACCCACAUGUAACCCAUCUUCAAGGGAACCCAAAGCGCCUUUGCCAAUACCUCGAAUUAGACGAUACAGAUUACUGCUACCCACACCUCCUCAGUAACUCCCAGCUGACCCAGAACCUAGGCCGCGUCCAGUAUGACUCUGAUGGCUGUUUGCAACUCUGCCUGGAGGAAGUAGCCAACGGUUUGAGGAAUCCGCUCGCCAUGGUUCACGCGAACGACGGAACUCAUCGAUUCUUUGUGGCGGAGCAAGUUGGCGUGGUGUGGGUCUACCUUCCAGAUAGAUCCAGACUGGAGAAGCCGUUUUUGAACAUCAGCAAGUCAGUGCUAACAUCGUCGUGGGAAGGAGACGAGAGAGGGUUCCUUGGGUUGACCUUUCACCCCAAGCACAAACACAAUGGGAAGUUGUACGUGUAUUAUUCCAUAGAAGUUGGAUUUGAUGAGCGGAUUAGGAUAAGUGAGUUUCGAAUUUCGGCGCAUGAUAUGAACACGGUGGACCAUCGUUCUGAGAGAGUAAUUCUGGAAAUAGACGAGCCUGCUUCCAAUCACAACGGCGGUCAGCUCCUGUUUGCAGAUGAUGGGUAUUUGUACAUCUUCACAGGGGACGGGGGCAUGGCAGGAGACCCUUUUGGAAAAUUCGGAAAUGCACAAAACAAGUCUGCUCUUUUAGGCAAAGUUCUCCGUAUCGACGUGGACAACAACGACAAAGGCCCCUUGUACAGAAUCCCUCCUGAUAACCCCUUUAUAGAUGAGCGGGGGGCCAGGCCGGAGGUUUACGCCUUUGGGGUCCGGAACAUGUGGAGGUGCUCCGUGGACAGGGGGGACCCGCAGAGCAGAGAGGGCAAAGGUCGAAUCUUCUGCGGCGACGUGGGACAAAACAAAUACGAGGAAGUGGACAUCGUCGAGAAGGGGAGGAACUACGGGUGGAGAGCCAAAGAGGGAUUCUCCUGCUACGACAAAAAGCUCUGCCGCAACUCUUCACUAGAUGACGUCCUGCCCAUCUAUGCUUACCCACACAAACAGGGGAAGUCUGUGACCGGUGGAUACGUGUACAGAGGCUGUGAAUACCCAAACCUCAAUGGCAUGUACAUAUUUGGAGACUUCAUGAGUGGGCGUUUGAUGAGUCUUCGUGAGGACAGAUUCAGUGGACAGUGGCGUUAUAAUGAGGUCUGCAUGGGGAUGGGUCUCACCUGCGCUUUCCCCGGACUCAUCAACAACUACCACCAGUACAUCAUCUCCUUCGCAGAGGACGAAGCCGGCGAACUGUAUUUCAUGUCCACUGGGAUACCGAGCGCCACCUCGCCCACUGGAGUCGUUUAUAAAGUUGUGGAUCCUUCGAGACGCGCGCCCCCGAGACAGUGCCACUAUGAGCCUCUCCCGGUGAAACUGAAAAGCAAAGUCAUCAAGUUUGUCCCACAGGAAGUUCCAAUAGGCAUCGAUCCACCAAGCAACACCAACCCCGAAGCUCAACCCACAACAGAGUCCUACGAUUGGCUGCAAGAACUUCUCGACCAACUUGGCGAAAUCGGACUGGACACAACAACUCCACCGCCAACCACCACCACGACAAGACCCCCCAGGACCACCAGGAGAAAGCCCAAACGCAAGAAGACCAAACCCAGAACCGAGACCGAUCCUCUGGACGGGGCGGUGAGGCUGGCGGGGGAGCAAGAUGGCCGAAUAGACCAAGGAAGAGUGGAAGUUUAUAUCAACGGAGAAUGGGGAACAGUUUGCGAUGAUCUGUGGACUCUUAGUAACGCUGCAGUGGUGUGUAGACAGCUUGGGUAUAGGCACGCCCUGAGAGCAGCCAAGAACUCGGAGUUUGGAGAGGGGAGACAUUUACCGAUCUUACUAGACGACGUGCAGUGUGAGGGGAUGGAGGCGACGCUUUUGGACUGUAAACACGCAGGAGUCAAAAAACAUAACUGCGCCCACUAUGAAGACGCAGGGGUCAUAUGCAGUCACGACGCAGAUCAUGUGGUACAAGUUUAAAGGUCUUAUAUUACACAAAAUGGACUCUUGUGAGCUUUAAGUCAUGCUAUAAUGCUUUUAUUUCCUCAUAAACGUACCUGGAGUUGUGUUUUGUUUCAUUCACAUGUGUUUAAGUAACACUUUAUUAGUCUGUCUACAUCUCCAAAGCUCAAAAUGCUCUGGUCCACCUUGUGAUGUCAUGAAGUAGUAGUUUUCAAGUUAACAGCUACAUUUUACCUUUAGUUUAGUAGAGUUUGGCAAUUCCUGAGCUGAAAUGAUCCAAAUGAUUCUAGUGAAGGUGUAUGGAGUUUAAAAACCCAGUGGAGCACUUCCAAUCCAAUUAAACUUUAUUUGUAUAGCACAUUUUAUAAACAAAACAGUUUCCAAAGUGCUUCACAAAGCAAUGUAAAAUAUUUUACUUAAAAAAUAAAAAAAUCUGUAGAAUUAUGUUUCAACCAUGAGGAAACUAAUAGAAUCAAUAAAUAAAAUAAUAAUAAUAAUAAAAUCAAUGAACAAAAAUAAUAAAAGCAGUACAUAAUCAAUCAAUACAUGACAUCAUAAGGUGGAACAAAGUGUUUUCCGUUUGAGAGAAGAACCUAAAAUGCAGGAUUUGUGUGUUAAACAUGAAACAAAAGUGAAAAAAUGCAUAGCACACUCAGAUGGCUGAUGUCCAAAAGCUUUUUAUAUUUUUAAAAUAACGUUUCGGCAAAAAAAAGCCUUGAUCAGAUAUUUUUCUUGCUUUGGACCACAGCACACAAAAUGGUUGCCAGCCCAGGUGCUCAUAUAGACACAUCAAGAAUCUCGGACUUCUGGUCAUUGUGCAGUGCAUACUGGGAAGGAUUUUCCCAAAAAGUGAAAACUGUUUCCCCCACAUACAAAAUCUUCGCUACAAACUCGGGAUGAUUUAGGCAGACAAAGGUUUCCUUUUUGGUCCUUCCUGUUGGAUCAACCCUGCCCAUCGCCUUCGCCUUUCACUAUUUUUCAAUUCCGUUGGGAAGGGAAACAGUUUGAAAGGAGGUUUGCAGUCACACACAUCUGAUUCCCUUUUGCAUCUAUGGAGUUCGCAAACAAAUUUCUCAAGCCGUUUUCCGCUGUUAGGAUCCAACAACCACACAAUUAUGAUGUCCAUAUCCCAAAACUAAAAUAUGACAAUAUCAGAAUCAGAAACAAUAGCGAUAUGGUUCAAAAGAGUAGAAAAGAUCGCACUGGGAAAACAAACAUGGCGGUUUGAUGCUCACUUUUUCGGAAAAUCCUUCCCAGUAUGAACUGCACAAUGACCGGAAGUCCGAGAUUCUUGAUGCGUGUAUACCCCUCCAAUGAAUGGGAGGUCCCAAAGUGAGGUCACCCAGUGAGUUCAGUCUAUUCUAAGACAAGAAAAAAACGUUUAGAUAUUUACAUAAAAAACAUUCUAUAAAAUACAGAAAUAGUUUAACCAUAUCACAAAAAAAACAUCUUAGAUCAAACUCUAUAUUCAGUCUGUGAGGAGCUAGAGUCUUUCUCACAGGAGCAUUUCCAGAUUCAAAGGAGUUCCACAUGUUCAAUGCCAAUAUAUCUUAAGGAAGAGAUAGGAUGAUCAUGUUUUUACAUCUGAUUGUGCUCCUAUGCUCUGCAGUACGUGUUUUUAAAGCUGUGCUUGUUUCACCCACAUAGGCUUUACCACAGGGGCAGGUGACAGCAAGACAAAAGUGAAAAAAUGCAUCACACACUCAGAUGGCCAAUGUCCAAAAGCUUUUUUAUUUUUAAAAUAAUGUUUCAGCCAAAAAAGAAUGACACAAAACACAACUUUAGGUAUGUUUUUUAAAGAGGAAACAGCAUUAUAACAUAAAUCAGAAAACACUGUAAUAUGGGCCUUUAAAUGAUAGAUUUGAUCACUAAUAGCGUGGAAAACAUAAUUCAUUGCAGUUUUUCUGACAAGUUUAGUGUUUGCAAUAACAUCUGAAAUACUUACCUUUCAUUUUAUACUAUAGGCUACUAUCCAUGGGUUUCAGAAUGAUGAAAACUUAAACGUGCACUAUGCAUCUUUUCUGUUAAGAGUCCAGGACCUGGUUGUGUCCAUAGAGAUAUACUUUCCCUGGAAUGUACCACAGUAUGGCAGUAAACUUGCAUCUUAUUUAAUUAUAGAUGUUAUUUUGUUUGUUUGAUUUAGUUUCUUUUACAAUCAUGGUGCUUGUCUCCUUGGAAAUAGAUAAGUUUAAUACUAUACUGUGAAAAAUUCAAAGCAUCAACAACAUCUCCAAAAAGUUACACAGCGCACCUUUAAGACAGUUGCCGUAGUGAUUGGCAACUUUUUAAAAUGUAUCUUUUGAAUGGGAUAAAGUCUUCAAAAUGUUGCAUAUAACAAGAAGCUGAAAUCCAUCUAAUCCAUGAUAAGUCCUUAUACUUAAAUCUUAAAAUACGUCUUCAAAUCUUAAUGUAAAACUCAUGAUUCAUUCACAAUUCACGUUAAAUAAGUUCAGGAGAAUGAACUGAAAUCUAAACCUGAACUUUCACAAGAAUGUAUUUAAUUUGUUUUACGAGUCCAGAUUUUGUCCAGGUUUUGUAUAUAGUAAGACCAGAUGGAGAAAAGUAUCUGCUUAAAAUGUGUAAAUUGUUUUAGACUAGAAAUAGGCCUGACUAACUGCCAAGCAAGUAAAUACCACAAGUUAACUAUUUGUGGGGCUUUUAAAACAUGCAAAAGCAAAACUAUCUCAUGUAAUAUUAAGAAUUGCUGCUCUCUCUUCUUUGGAUAAAUGUAUCUUGCACUUUAAUUAUAUAUGAGCCUAUGCAGUGAAUGUAUUGUGGGCCUAUGUGUGUUAUUUAAUCCCUGUUUAUAAAGGCGCAGUGCCAGAAGGAGGGGUCAAGACUCAGGAAAUCAUGUGUGUGGCUGUUUGAAUGGAAAAUAUUAAAGAAAACAGCAAGCUUAAAUAUCUA
Boleophthalmus pectinirostris (great blue-spotted mudskipper) is the source of this 5491-nucleotide messenger RNA. It is a transcript of the gene hhipl1, whose product is annotated as HHIP-like 1. The record is from RefSeq and is a predicted model, not a curated record. Lineage: Eukaryota; Metazoa; Chordata; Actinopteri; Gobiiformes; Gobiidae. The transcript is spliced from 9 exons. Gene Ontology annotation, cellular component: membrane. Bases 176 to 2602 code for a protein of 808 amino acids.